GAAAUACAUAUGAAAUAGUAGCAGGAAAUAUACAACUCGUGGACAUCAUGGUCCCAUGCACCAACGGCCGCCUUCGUGACUCCGAACCCGAGGAAGCCGUUUUAAAACCCCGGGGGUUGGCCCAUGGUGGUUGCUGUUAUACUGUAGGGCUGACGGGUGAGCGCUUAGGGGGGGAGCAAAAGGGUGGGUUAGGGGUGGCUGGCAACUGAGCGGGCAUUGGACAAUUGACGGGAGAAUCUGGGCAAAAGACACAGCCGCAAUGUCUACCAAAAAAAACAACAGCCACAUGCCCCCAUCUGCCCCCCCAUCUGUCUCCAGUUGUCCCCGUCAUAGUUAAUUACCUUAUUAGCGGCGCUCUCCCUAGCCGACUUGUACGGAUUUACUUUUAGAAGCUCAAAACAUCUCGACGUCGAUUAAAACUCCUCGCGCAAGCGCCCCCUACCCAAAAACUCGUUCUGUGUCGCUUGCCUGGCGGGCCUUCUUUAGCGGGGCAUCGGAUCGGUCAAUGAGACAUCACCCCGUCGCCGCAUGAACCUCUGUGACGUCGGCACUCCACGAACACCACCAGAGUUGAACCUCGACCAACCUUCGGACGAAGCCGUGUAAUCACCCAGACUAGCACUAGCCGACGGGCAAAGCGCACUUGAGCGCACACCAUGGCAGGCAUUGAGCAAUUGGAAAUCCACAGCAAGGCCUACAUUGUACGAUGGGUCAAAGUAGAUGUUGGCCACACCAUCUCCUGGAGCGUGCAACCUCACAAGAAGUCCAUUAACUUUGGCAUUGUUAAGCACCCCGGGACCGGCGAAACGAAUCUGACCUCCUUGGCCGACGAUGCAGGGCUUGCCGAUCAACACACCGAAGGCGUCGCCGAAUCGAAACCCGGUCUCUUUGCGAAAAGGGACGCUAGUACCGCCCAAGAUCAGCUCGCCAAAAAGGGCUUUAUACCGAUACACUGGCAUGGAAAAUGCGAAGCAGACAAGGUCUCGGUCGGCACCUACGAUGUUACACAGGCUGGCAUGUUUGGCCUUGUUUUUGACAAUACCUUCUCGAAGCAAACAUCCAAGACGGCGACAUUCGUCCUUCUAACAUAUCCGACCGGCGCCCCUCCACAGACUGCACGAAAUCUACCCAAUCUACAGGCGGGACCUCUUGCCAGCGCGAGUAGGACGAGCUUGGGCAAGCAUGGCAGCCCCCGGCUCGGCGCUGCUGCCUCGGAAUCCGUCGACAGUCUACCCAGCCACACCCGAGGACGCGCAUUGUCCACAGCUACCGCUGCCGGUAAGAGUGAGAGCGGCGUGUCUAGCUCCUACCAUGUUGGCGUCCUGCUCAAGAGGAGGCGCAAGAAGGGGCAGGGCUACGCCAAGCGUUUCUUCUCUCUGGACUAUACGACUUGUACUCUGUCUUACUAUCAUAACCGCAACUCCUCGGCUCUUAGGGGGGCUAUUCCGCUUAGCUUGGCUGCGGUCGCAGCGGACGAGAGGAGACGCGAGAUUACCAUUGACUCUGGAGCUGAGGUAUGGCACUUGAAAGCAUCGAAUGCCAAGGAAUUCAGCGAUUGGGCACGGGCGCUGGAACGGGCAAGCAAGAUUGCUCGGGGGGUGGAAUUGCCUGUCACUCAACCAGUGUCCUCGGAAAGUCAGGGGGGAGUUGCACCGGUACCUCAGAUCACCAUUCCGAACAGCGCGCAAGACGAGGAGAGGGAGUGGAGGCAAGUUGAAUCUCUGGUCAGCAGGAUGGUAGGCACCAGAGAUGCUCUCCGGCGCCUGGUAAAGGAUAUGGCUGCGGAAAAGCAGCCACCUAGCGGCCAUGGAUACCUUUCUCCAAGCACUCCUACACUUCCAGAGGAGACCGAAGGUUAUUUCGGCCCGCCGACAACCGCAUCAGCAGCAGAUAAAAAGUCUUUCUGGAAGCGCAAGGCUAGCGGCGCCGCGUCUCCUCUCACCCCCCAGUCUUUCCAGACAGCUGCCAGUUCCUCGUUGACAAUACCAGCAUCGGGCCAUAGCACCCCAACACAAAAUGGGUUCAAGAAACAAUAUGGUGCUCUCCAGCAGGAAGGGCCAAAUACUCUGGAGAAUUGCACCGCGCUGUUGAGCGAUCUGGAUUCAGUCGUGAUGGAGUUCUCGACUCUUCUCGCCACCAGCAAACGGCGACGGUUGCCUGCACAAUUAUCUGCUCAGCCAAGAGCAAGCAUUGAGUCGUCCGCUUCAACGGUCGACGAGUUCUUUGAUGCUGAAGCCGGUGAUGCGGACAGGUCGACAAACCAGCUGAUGAUCAUCGAGCACCAUAGUGAGGAUGAUACCCAGGCAUCAGAUGUUGAGGAAUCGAUCCACGAGUCCUCGUCUGUCUCUUCGAUUGAAGAUGAAGACGACUAUGCUCAGAACGCAGAGGGUGGUGUCAACCUGUUCCCACCAAAACCCAAAUCAUUGAUCCCCCUUCCAAUCACGGAACCAGUCACCAGACGCAAGACGAUCCCGCCAGCCAAGGUAGCGCCCCCAAGUUUGAUCGCGUUCGUCCGCAAGAACGUCGGCAAGGAUCUUAGCACGAUCAGCAUGCCUGUUUCUGCCAACGAGCCGACGUCGUUGCUCCACCGCGUUUCUGAACAGCUCGAGUACGCUCAGCUUUUGGAUGCGGCGGCUAAGCAUCCUGACCCCAAGGACAGGUUGUUGUACAUGACUGCAUUUGCGAUCUCUGGGUUCAGCAACACCAGGGCAAAGGAGAGGUCGAUUCGCAAGCCCUUUAACCCACUCCUUGGUGAAACCUUUGAGCUUGUCCGUUCCGAGGCAGAAGUGCCUGGUGGUUUCAGGCUUCUUGUCGAGAAGAUCACUCAUCGUCCUGUCCGGUUGGCUAUGCAAGCUGAUAGUGCGCUGUGGUCUUUCUCUCAGUUCCCGGCUCCGUCCCAGAAGUUUUGGGGUAAAUCUGCCGAGAUUACCACUGAAGGCCGGGUAAGGGUUAGCUUGCGUUUGCCGGACGGCACAGACGAGCACUACAGCUGGACCAUUGCCACUGUUUUCUUGCGCAACGUGGUCAUGGGUGAGAAGUACGUCGAGCCGGUGGGGAGCAUGAACGUGAACAAUGAUACGACCGGGGCCAAGGCUGUCAUUGAGUUUGUAGCAAAGGGUGUUUUCGGCGGCAGGGGAGAAGAGGUCAAGGUGGAGACGUACGGCCCCAAUGGCAGCAGAUUGGGUGCUGGGUUGGCGGGCACUUGGACCAACGGGCUGAAAGUCGUGCCAGGAAACAAGGAAAUCUGGAAGCCGGGGCAGUUGGUCGAGAACGCGGUGAAUACCUAUGGUAUGACUACCUUUGCCGCCAGUCUGAACGAGAUCACGCCGAUUGAAAAGGGGAAGCUGCCGCCUACGGAUACGAGGUUGAGGCCUGAUCAGAGGUUUGCGGAGCAAGGGGAUUUGGACCAGGCGGAGGAGUGGAAGGUGAAGCUGGAGGAGGCGCAGAGGGUGAGGAGACGGGUGUUGGAGGAGAGUGGGGAGGAGUAUAAGCCCAAGUGGUUUGUCAAGGUUGCCGGGGGGGGCAAGGGGGGAGGAGGUGUGGAAGUUGAAGGGAGGGAAGGACGGGUAUUGGGAGGAGAGGGCUAGGGGGAAGUGGGAAGGGGUGGUGGAUAUUUUUGCUGGGUAGUUUUUUUUUCUUUGAGGAGACAAGCUGAAGUGGGUUUUGGAUGAUGGGAAUACCGAAUAGACUUUUGGGUGGUGUUUUUGUGGUAGGAUUUCUCUCUUCUCUGUACUCUUAGCAGGCAGGUGUUUAUGUGUCAAUUCAAGGAAGUAUUGAAUGUUCAAAACCAAGUCCGCGCAGCGUGGAGGAGCAGGUUUCUUUUGGGGGUUAGGGUUGUAGGUAGCUCCCGGAUCUUUCGCCAUUCGCAUUUUCAGCACUUCGCAAAGCUAGAAUCAUG
Podospora bellae-mahoneyi is the source of this 3898-nucleotide messenger RNA. It is a transcript of the gene OSH3, whose product is annotated as Oxysterol-binding protein 3. Gene Ontology annotation, molecular function: sterol binding. Bases 657 to 3587 code for a protein of 976 amino acids. Gene Ontology annotation, cellular component: cytosol; membrane; intracellular membrane-bounded organelle. The transcript is spliced from 3 exons. The record is from RefSeq and is a predicted model, not a curated record. Lineage: Eukaryota; Fungi; Ascomycota; Sordariomycetes; Sordariales; Podosporaceae. Gene Ontology annotation, biological process: ER to Golgi ceramide transport; exocytosis; endocytosis.